Molecule: messenger RNA, 912 nt
Organism: Coprinopsis cinerea okayama7#130
Lineage: Eukaryota; Fungi; Basidiomycota; Agaricomycetes; Agaricales; Psathyrellaceae
Product: fumarylacetoacetate hydrolase
Exons: 8
Coding region: 1-912 (303 amino acids)
Molecular function (GO): acetylpyruvate hydrolase activity
Source: RefSeq, a predicted model, not a curated record
AUGGCACCAAUCAGAACACAAUGGACGCGGUUAAUCCGGUUCGUCGCAGCUGAAACGUCCAGAGUCCACAUUGGCCAGCCGAUUGACCCCCAUCUCGAUGUGGGAUUGGCGAGCCGUCAAGGCAGCCUCUUCAAAGCACAUGAAAUAAUUGGCUCUGUCCUUGACCCGGCCGCGCAGGUCACAAACUCUGUCUUGACUGUCAAGACUCUCCUUUCUCCUCUCUCGCGAGAGGACAUCAAGAUCGUACGGUGCUUGGGCUUGAACUAUUCUGACCAUGCAGAAGAAGCCAAGAUGGCCAAACCGGCUUUCCCCAUUCUCUUCUACAAGCCAGUCACCUCCAUAAUCGGUCCGAACGCCCCUGUUAUCAUCCCUACCGCGGCACAGCCGCCCGAGGAGCACCUCCCGGAUUAUGAGGUAGAGCUCGCCAUCGUCAUCGGUAAACCAGCCAAGAACGUAUCCGAAGCUGACGCCCUCGACUACGUCCUUGGCUACACCGGGGCAAAUGACGUCUCGUUCCGGAAACACCAACUCGCAAUUUCACAAUGGAGUUUUUCUAAAGGCUUCGACAACACAAACCCUAUCGGACCUUGCAUCGUCUCUGCAAAUGCAAUUCCAGACCCUCAGGUUGUCCCUUUGAAAUCCACAAUUAACGGCCAAGUCUUGCAGGAUGGAAAUACAUCUGACCAGAUCUUUAGCGUUCGACAGACUGUCUCUUGGCUGUCCAAGGGCACGACUCUCGAACCUGGAACUAUCAUCUUGACUGGAACCCCCAAAGGCGUCGGCUUCGUCAGACAGCCACCCGUAUACCUCAAGGACGGCGAUAACAUGGAACUCUGGUUUGGAAACGGUAUUGGAACGCUCUUCAACCCAGUCAUCGAAGAAAAGGCCGAGCCUACCGUUUCCAAGCUCUAG